CUUCCUCAUGUCGACGUUGAGUAGAUCAAGAGCCAGCCUCUCGCCAGCGGCGUCGGAACGGUCUACUUUACCUAUGGGAGAAUCUGCGGGACCAGGGAGUCCAGCUUUUAAGCCACUGGAGCCGACAAGGGAGCAGUUAUUAAAUCACUUUUUCGAAAGAUUUAAAUUUUACACUUCACUCUGCCUCGGCACGUCAGCUAUACUCGCCGUAUUUGCUUUCCUCUUUCUGAUCCCGUUCGUGGUGGAACCGGCUAUACAGACGAUUCUCGCUGAGUUCGUACCAGAAGCGGGAAUCUGUUCAGUUUCCGAGCAUGUUCAUGCGGAGACAUUAACGAACUGUACAUGGGCAUCGUGCAGAGAAGGUUGCACCACAGCGCACACGAAAUGUCAUAAGAUACGAGUAAAUCUCGCAAGGAAACCUUUUGUGGAAGGAGCACCGGUACCAACAGAAUGGGACGAGACAGACCUGCGAUUUCUGAUAAAUCCCGAAGGCUGUGGAUAUCCACCGAGAGUGAAUUGCUCGGUGUUCGCAAACGAUUACGCUGGACCUCGAGCACCAAAAAUAUUCCCAUGUUAUUAUAGCCUGACGCGACCAGAUUUGGUCGUCGCAAGGUACUCGUGGGAGUCGACGGUGAGAGGUUUGAUCCUCGCAUUGGUGCUUCCAACCACUGUCUUCGUAUUCAGUCUAAGUGUGCUCGCCUACUGGCACUGUCGGUGCUGCAAUAAAGCUUGCAAUAGGCGGGUGCACGCCGAGUCAUUCACGAGCAAAGAGGAUAGCAAGCUCCUUUGCGAGUUGGAUGAAGAUCCGAGUGAUGACGUCUUCUGACGCCGAGCGACUGUUGCCAGGCGACGCGCCUCCCCACGCUCUGAGGGCUACACACAGCUAUGAACCGCUGCGUUAUGUAGCAGCCGCUUGGCACAGCUACCUCGUAGCUGCGAUAACACCACGACCACGAAUCUUUUCUGCUAAUGCAUAUUAUUAAGCUUUAAAAAUUAAAAAUUGAUUAAAUAAACGCCUUAUUCUUGUCAGAAUCUAGUCUUUUAAAGUAAUA
Molecule: messenger RNA, 1052 nt
Organism: Papilio machaon (common yellow swallowtail)
Lineage: Eukaryota; Metazoa; Arthropoda; Insecta; Lepidoptera; Papilionidae
Gene: Teh2
Product: protein tipE
Exons: 2
Coding region: 8-826 (272 amino acids)
Biological process (GO): regulation of sodium ion transport
Molecular function (GO): sodium channel regulator activity
Source: RefSeq, a predicted model, not a curated record